Molecule: messenger RNA, 1572 nt
Organism: Clonostachys solani
Lineage: Eukaryota; Fungi; Ascomycota; Sordariomycetes; Hypocreales; Bionectriaceae
Source: the annotation of a GenBank genome assembly
AUGUCUCAGCUUGCUAUGUCUUCCCCCGCCACUCUUGUCAAUCUGCCACGUGAGCUGCAGGUCAUGAUCAUGCAACGUGCACUUCCUUGUGAUUUUGAGUCCCUCAUCCUCACGUGCAAGCAACUUCAUGCGGUCGCCCUCCCAGUUCUAUCUCGACAUAAUGCUCUGCGACGAAAGUACCGGCGCUUUCACUUCACCGACUCGUACCAUCACCGGGAGAAGGAGGACAUCACUGAGACAGUGACACAGCUCUUAUUGGAUAUUGCAGCGGACCCAUUCAUCGCUCACCAUAUCGUUCAUGGUGACUUCAGCGACCGGGUCUGUACUGAUGGGAUCCGGCAAAGUUCUGAAAAUUACCGGGGUGCCGUUCUGCAGCGCCUGGAGAAAGAACAGGACAACUUGAAGGCCCUUGUCCAAGGUUCGCUCCACCUGGCGAUGCUGGGUUUGGACACCGGUGUCUGGUUCGACAAUAUUGUUGCUGAUAGGGACCAGUAUGAUGAACAAGUGGAUUACCCGCUUGCGUUUCUGCUCAGCCUGCUUCCCAAUCUUGAGUCCCUGACGCUUCCAGGAGAAUGGCGGCCUGCCUCAGUAUUCACUCAACCGGACGACUGGGAGCCUGUUGACGACAUUCAAAAGGGCGUUCAAGACCUUAUAAAUCUACUGGUCACUCGUGCAAACGACACCGAGAACGUUAUGGGAGACCAGCCUUUGCGUAAACUCCACAGCCUGCACCCCACCAAGAAUGUUGACACCCAGUUCGGUACGAAUAUCAGUUCAAUCGCACCGUUUUUAGCGCUUGAUUCUUUGCGUGAGGUUCACCACGAUUCAGGGGUAUGCGAUCUGGUUGAGCAUAAACCAAAGAAGAAGAACAAUGGCGGAUUGUCUGUGGCGAUACUUGAUUUCCAGGCCCGAGGCAGAUACCAAGUGCUCGGCAGGAACUUAGAAACUGCAGUUUUCGAAGAUGUCGUGAUCAGUGGCGAAGCAUGCGAGCCAUUAUUCAGGGACAUGCAUAACUUGAAAGUGCUUGACGUGGAAUACAACAUGAAGGAUGAAAUUGGUUAUGACUGGGAGCCUGAGACGUUUCUCUCCGGCCUGAUGAGCCUAGGCAAGACCCUUAAAAGUCUUAGCCUCACAGCGAACAAUCUUGGCCCUGACCACGGGCGUAUAUUCUACCCGGAAGGAGAUCUAAAGGGUUUACAACCCUUUGAGGUACUUACUUACCUAAAACUGGACACUAAGCUCUUUAUCCAUAGCAGGGCUGUCGUCGACAACUUCGAUGCCGAGCCAACAGACGAAGAUGACAUUGAGACCCCUUCGUUGAUAGAUAUUGCCCCUCGUAACCUGAGGACAUUCGUGUUGCAUGUCCCAGCUACCCAAGAGGAUUACGUCGUGAUGGAGUGUCUGUUUGUUGACCUCGGUGACCGACGAAAUGAGUUGCCGGAUUUGAAUACAAUCAAAGUUGUCAUCGAGCGGCAAGAUGUCUGGGGCGAUGAUAUCGAAGGCUGGAGUGAGCACGCUGAGAAGAUCAAAGCCUUUUGCGCGGCGAAGGAUAUUAAAGUUACAAUGCUAUAG